This is a messenger RNA of Oikopleura dioica, 831 nucleotides long. Lineage: Eukaryota; Metazoa; Chordata; Appendicularia; Copelata; Oikopleuridae. The record is from the annotation of a GenBank genome assembly.
AUGGCUGUAAAAAUACGGAGGACCACCGACGACGAAUACUAUUUGAUGGAAUCGGAAAUGACUAAAAAGCUACAGAAGUUCGCAGACGAGCGACGAAAAGAAAUCGGAGGAAUGAAUUCUAGUCGACCGACUGUAUCACUACCGCCGCCAUACGCUGUUCGAGGAAGAGAACAACAUCUCAAGCCCAAUAUGUUGCUGCUUAAAUGUACUGAAGGUAUCGAGGCGGUCGACCGAGUAAUCAUUCAACACGGAAAGUGGUUUGACCUCAACCAUAGAUCAUACUUUGAAAGAAGGCGAUUCUUUUUCGAAUCCGCGCCCGGGCUAAAACCUACUCGCCAUCAGAAGUUGAUGAAUAAUGACGAUUACCGGCUUUGGUGUUACUAUGUAGAUUAUGGUUAUCACGAGGAGGUAGAUGUCGGAGAUUUGUAUUUUCCACCUAAAUUCGCCUUUCAGUGCCCAGCGACCGCCCUACCGAUUCUCAUGGCUGAUAUUGAAAUCACAGACGAUCAAGAACUAGCGAUGGCGAGCAAGUUUUGUAGCGACAUAAACUGGAGCGUCUGUCAUAGAUAUUCGUAUCUAUUGGGCUUUGUGACAGAUAAUAGAAGUGAUCCUGAUGAAUAUCCAGUGUUCCACAUUAAACUUUUAAAGGAAACACUUGUCGACGAAGAAGGCAAUGAUUCCGUUCCGAUCGGACUUUUUUCACGGUUAGAUGCCGUUAGAGGGGGAAUGAAUGGAUGCGAGCCUUACUUUGCGGAGGACUACACUAACUAUAGGAUAGCGUCUUUUUCGAAGAAAUAUGACUACACUUGUCAUCCAAGACAAAGACGCUGA